CGCUCACAAAAUCAGAGUGGGAGAAUUUCCUUUCUUGAAACCCCACGUUCUUCUUCUUCUCCUCUUCAUCCUUCUUCCCUUUCCACCACAAACCUUUCAGACAAGACAAAAUGGCGGACGAAGUGUAUGACGGUGCCAUUGGCAUUGAUCUGGGUACUACCUACUCCUGUGUUGCUACCUACGAGGGUACCAAUGUCGAGAUCAUCGCCAACGAGCAGGGUUCUUUCACCACCCCUUCUUUCGUUUCCUUCACUGAUAAGGAGCGUCUGAUCGGUGAGGCCGCCAAGAACAACGCUGCCAUGAACCCCCGCAACACUGUCUUCGAUGCCAAGCGUCUGAUUGGUCGUCGUUUCGAUGACCCUACCGUCAAGAAGGACAUCGAGUCUUGGCCCUUCAAGAUUGUUGAUGACAACGGCAGCCCCAAGAUCGAGGUUGAGUACCUCGGCGAGAACAAGCAGUUCUCUGCCCAGGAGAUUUCCUCCAUGGUCCUCACCAAGAUGAAGGAGAUUGCCGAGACCAAGCUCGGCAAGAAGGUCGAGAAGGCCGUCAUCACUGUUCCUGCCUACUUCAACGACAACCAGCGACAGGCCACCAAGGACGCCGGUUCCAUUGCCGGUCUUAACGUCCUCCGUAUCAUCAACGAGCCCACUGCCGCCGCCAUUGCUUACGGUCUUGGUGCCGGUAAGUCCGAGAAGGAGCGCAACGUUCUCAUCUACGAUCUCGGUGGUGGUACUUUCGAUGUCUCCCUCCUCAACAUCCAGGGAGGUGUCUUUACCGUCAAGGCUACUGCCGGAGACACCCAUCUGGGUGGACAGGACUUCGACACUAACCUCCUUGACCACUGCAAGAAGGAGUUUGGCCGAAAGACCAAGAAGGACCUUUCUGGCGAUGCCCGUGCUCUCCGACGUCUCCGAACUGCUUGUGAGCGUGCCAAGCGUACUCUCUCCAGCGGUGCCCAGGCCACCAUUGAGAUCGACUCUCUCUUUGACGGCGAGGAUUUCACCAUGUCCAUCACCCGUGCCCGUUUCGAGGACCUUAACGCCAAGGCUUUCUCUGGCACCAUUGAGCCCGUUGCUCAGGUUCUCAAGGACGCCCAGAUCGAAAAGAAGGCCGUUGACGAGAUCGUCCUCGUCGGUGGUUCCACCCGUAUCCCCAAGAUCCAGAAGCUUCUCUCCGAGUUCUUCGACGGCAAGAAGCUCGAGAAGAGCAUCAACCCCGAUGAGGCCGUUGCAUACGGUGCCGCCGUCCAGGCCGGUAUUCUGUCUGGCAAGGCUACCUCCGCUGAUACUUCCGACCUCCUUCUCCUUGAUGUCGUUCCUCUGUCCCUGGGUGUUGCCAUGGAGGGUAACAUUUUCGCUCCCGUCGUUCCCCGUGGUACUACUUGCCCUACCCUGAAGAAGCGAACAUUUACCACAGUUGCCGACAACCAGCAGACUGUCCAGUUCCCCGUAUACCAAGGAGAGCGCGUGAACUGCGAGGAUAACACUUCCCUCGGAGAGUUCACUCUUGCCCCUAUCCCUCCCAUGCGUGCCGGUGAGGCCGUCCUCGAGUGUGUCUUCGAGGUCGACGUCAACGGUAUCCUCAAGGUCACUGCUACCGAGAAGACCUCCGGUCGCAGCGCCAACAUCACUAUCUCCAACUCUGUCGGCAAGCUCACCACCGACGAGAUCGAGAAGAUGGUCAACGAUGCUGAGCAGUUCAAGAGCAACGAUGACGCUUUCCAGAAGAAGUUCGAGGCCAAGCAGCAACUCGAGUCCUACAUCGGCCGUGUUGAGGAGAUCGUCUCUGACCCCACUCUGUCUCUUAAGCUUAAGCGUGGCCAGAAGGAGAAGAUCGAGAGCACUAUCAGCGACGCCAUGGCUGCUCUUGAGCUCAACGAGUCUUCCGCUGAGGACCUCAAGAAGCAGGAGCUUGCUCUCAAGCGCCUUGUCACCAAGGCUAUGUCUUCCCGAUAAAUACACAAUGUUGUUAGGAAUUGCAGCAGUGUAGAUAUUUUGGAGUACUGAUGCUGGAGCAAAGAACCGAGCACCCUCGACGCCUCGCGAGGGGCGAUUGGGUUUACGACUGGCCACGGUGGAUUUUCCUUUGUCGUUACGGUAAUUGGACGAGGAGAAGCCAAGGCAUAUGAAAAGUUCUGCAUGUUUCAUGGGUAUGCCGCGCUAGGACAUGGGCGGCUAUGACUACUAAAAUGAGAGCUGAUGGAAAAAUGGUCCAAGGAUGGUUGUGGGCUUGUUGGGCCAGAGCCUACAAGAGCGGUUGAUGGCCUGUGAAUUUAAGCAUAGACAGGGUAGAAUGCAGACACGGAAUGAUGCUUUUUUACCUACUUAAUUGUUUGUACUCAAGUUGCUUUGUGAUGUUCUAUGAUGGCCACUUGACUGGUCAUGAUGAGUUAUGGUAAUUGUUGCUGCCACCCAUAUGUUUGGAAAUUGCAAGUAUGUUAUUCUACUAUUACUCUUGAGUAUCAUCAAAGAUAUACCAUGUUGUAUUUCAAGGACGGCAAAUGCUUGUCAAGAUUGCUCUCAG
Molecule: messenger RNA, 2523 nt
Organism: Fusarium verticillioides 7600
Lineage: Eukaryota; Fungi; Ascomycota; Sordariomycetes; Hypocreales; Nectriaceae
Product: heat shock protein SSB1
Exons: 7
Coding region: 111-1955 (614 amino acids)
Biological process (GO): protein refolding; vesicle-mediated transport; cellular response to unfolded protein
Cellular component (GO): cytoplasm; nucleus; plasma membrane
Molecular function (GO): ATP-dependent protein folding chaperone; ATP hydrolysis activity; heat shock protein binding
Source: RefSeq, a predicted model, not a curated record